This is a messenger RNA of Caenorhabditis sp. 36 PRJEB53466, 1647 nucleotides long. The record is from the annotation of a GenBank genome assembly. NCBI's taxonomy places the organism in Eukaryota, Metazoa, Nematoda, Chromadorea, Rhabditida, Rhabditidae.
AUGCCUACGGACACUACAGACCCGCAAGAGAUUUUUAGUCGAUUGUACGAGAAGAAGUGCGUUCUUGACAAGAACCAGCAAUGGAAAACUAUGUUUAUGGUAAGUUUUGAUUGAAUUGAAUUUAUGCUCUUUUUCAAUAAGCAGAGAAUGAAAACGUUCGAAACCGCUAAAAAACUCGUGAUGAAGCCAUUUCUCAUGUCGAUCGUGCAACGGCUCAACUUCAAGCGAGUUCGGCCAGGUAAGUAGGCCAUUUCAUUGUGAACUCGUUCUGUUGAACAUCUCUGCCCUGAAAAUGGACCAUAGACAUGUAUUUGAAUGAAUUUAAAUGUCAUGCAUAGAUGGAAGAGAAACACGCACUAGUCCCCCGGCCAUGUCGAUUUACGCCGUAAAUUUUACUGGCAUUUUUUGAUUAGAACAUGGAGUCGAAAACGGCUAGGGGGCUUCGUAUUCUCGAGCCAUUUUCGCGCACAUUGAAAUUCCCUGAUAGUAGAAUGAACGCUCAACCAAAAUGUUUAGGACAACAGAAGAAUGUGAUGCUCCUCAGAGCUGACGGCAAUCGAAUGGGAACCGAUGCGGCUGUACACGUGCACCUUCCGAAAGUAAACCGUCACUUUAUUGCGGGGAGUGUCGGCAGCAACAGUGUCCAAAACUUCUGGAACAUUGUGCACGAGCACAACGUGCCUGGAAUCGUUUCAUUCAAUCAGGACGUCGAAGACGAAAACCAUUCGACCAUUCUCUACUUCCCUAAAAUUGUAGGGAAGACUAAAAGUUUCGGGAAAUUCACAAUUAAGUGCACUGCCGCCCAGAACUGUGGGUCCUACUGGAAACGUACACUGACUGUUAUCAAUACCGAGGGUACGUUUUCUGAAAGACAUUCUCUUACUAUGCAAUUCAGACAAAGACGAAUGCGUUGAGAUCCCACAUUUCCAAUAUAUGGACUGGCCCGAUUCGUUUGUUCCAAGAGAAGUCAGUGAUUUCCUAAGUUUUUACGAUGUGGUCAGAGGUAAGCUUACCACAAUUCCAUCGAAAAGUGGUUUUUCCCAUUCAGAAAGCAACAUCCUCACUCCCAUGAAGACAACGUGUUUCUUAGGCGGUCGAACCGGCGCUCCAAUUAUUUUCAGUAGGAAUCGGAAAGGUCGUCCCGGAUCAUUCAUCAUGAUCGACUACCUCAUUCGUAUGAUUGAGGACGGAGUUAAGGAUCAGUUCAAUGUGGAGCGUCUGAUUGUCCUGAUGAGACGUCAAUUCUAUGAUUCCAUAAAGACUGUGGUACAGCUACAGUUCGUUUACAACUCCGUCAUUCAGUGGAUUCUCAAUCGUUAUCCACAAUUUGAAACGUUGAAGCCCGGUAUCGAAGCGUUUGCAGCAACCUUGACGCCCGUUGUGAAUCGAAAGACACAAAAUUACUUCCGUCCUGGAAAAUGGCCUAUCAACGAGAAAAAGCGCAAAGUUUGGCUGGCUAAGCACUAUCCAAUUAUCGAGGGGAAAACAGAGAAAGAAGUUAGAAAUUUGCUCGUCUUAUUCAAUACACGAAUACGUUUUUUUCAGAAUGACGGCGAGAAACGAAAAAAAGAGGAUGCGAAACAGUCGGAGAACAAAGACUCAUCCAAUCAGGAUCAAGACUUCACUGACAAGAAACGGUUACUGUAA